This is a messenger RNA of Alosa sapidissima (American shad), 3785 nucleotides long. It is a transcript of the gene inpp5e, whose product is annotated as inositol polyphosphate-5-phosphatase E. The record is from RefSeq and is a predicted model, not a curated record. NCBI's taxonomy places the organism in Eukaryota, Metazoa, Chordata, Actinopteri, Clupeiformes, Clupeidae. Gene Ontology annotation, molecular function: inositol-polyphosphate 5-phosphatase activity. The transcript has 11 exons. Gene Ontology annotation, biological process: phosphatidylinositol dephosphorylation. The coding region runs from base 244 to 2145 and encodes 633 amino acids.
GUAGACAAGCAUCUCUCGUAUUCAUGAACCUUCAGAAGCCUACGGCAUGUCAGCUUGGUGUGCACUUUCCUAUUGUUAGCCAUGCUGCUUAAAAGUCUAUUUAGCCAGUUUGAUGAAUUAUGUUAUGUGGUGUUACCAGGGAAGUUUGUUAUGAUGCCUCCAAGGGAAUUGUAUGCAGAUGGUAGUAGACACAUGGAGACCAGGAGCCUUUACAGCAUGUGACUGGCUUUCCUUGACAUUAGAAUGAAUGAGAAUGGGGGAAAUGAUUUGCCAUUCCAGCUGCAGUCAGACAGCAAGAAGCAGCACAUGGCUUCGUCUGGCUGUACUGACCGUAGACCAGAGAAGCCCCCAGAGAGACCCAUGCAGAUAGACCAAAAACAUCUCACCGACUCAGUAGAAUCAGCCCAGCAUGAGCGAAAGCAAGAAGACAUGCUGAAUACUUUUGAUCCAAAGCCACCUGCGCAGGCCAGGCCAUCUUCUGUGACCGUUCCCUUUGAGCGUGUCAGAGGGAGGCGGUUGAAGACGAGUCAGGAGAGCUUGACCGACUCUGCUGCCCCGAUAGCUACCUUUAAAGGCUCCCUUAAAGAGGGCCUUACUGAUCGUUCCUCCUCGGUUGAUGUCCCCACCGUGCUGACCAACGGACCAAGCCAUGAAGGCCAGCUGGAGCAAGUGGUCUCUCCAUUGUCUCCAUUCCGUGACCGCUGCCAUAGUUUGCCUGUGAGCCAGAGGAAGCACCGGUCCAUGGGCGACCAGCACUUCAGACAUUCAAGAAUAAUUCUGUCCCCUCUGCAGCCCAGUAAAAUGCUUCCAAGCCUGGAGUGUAAUAUGGCGUCUAUGUCUUUAAGGACGGCUAAUCAGAUUGACAGGGAUUGCGUGGAUUACAAAGGACUGGAUAGGCUGCACAGGAACUUUAGUGAUAGCCGGCUACUGGAGACCAUGGUGUCCGACAACUCGUCCGUCAAUUCCAUGAAGUCUAACUUCAGUGUGCUGAACCCCAUCACACCCAAGGAUGUGAGGAACAGGAGCUUUCUGGAGGGCAGUGUUCUGGGGCAUGGGGCUCUCCUGGGAGCAGAGGAGCUGGACCGCUACUUUCCCGAGAGGCAUGUGGGCAUCUACAUCGCUACAUGGAACAUGCAGGGAGAGAAGGGACUUCCAAACAACCUGGAUGAUCUGUUGCUACCGACGGACACAGAAUUUGCACAGGAUUUCUACAUCAUUGGUAUUCAAGAGGGGUGUCCUGAUAGAAGAGAGUGGGAAAUUCGUCUUCAGGAAACCCUCGGACCUUAUUAUGUUAUGCUCUACGCAGCUGCUCACGGUGUUCUCUAUCUUACUGUGUUUGUGCGAAGGGAUCUUAUCUGGUUCUGCUCAGAGGUGGAGCAUGCCACAGUAACAACGCGCAUCAUAUCUCAGAUUAAGACCAAAGGAGCUGUGGGUAUUGGCUUCACUUUCUUUGGAACCUCAUUUCUCUUCAUUACGUCCCACUUUACUUCGGGAGAUUCCAAAGUUUAUGAGCGGAUACUUGACUACAACAAGAUUAUUGAAGCCUUGGCUCUUCCAAAAGUCUUGCCAGACACUAAUCCAUAUCGCUCUGUUUCCUCGGAUGUGACAACACGGUUCGAUGAGGUGUUUUGGUUUGGGGAUUUUAACUUCCGUCUAAAUAAAGACCGGUACGGAGUGGAAGCCGUCUUGAAACAGAACGCUGGUCAAACCAUGGAGUUUCUUCUACAGCACGACCAGCUUCUCAAAGAGAUGAACGAUGGGACCAUCUUUAAAGGCUUCCAAGAGGCGCCUAUCCAUUUUCUGCCCACGUACAAGUUUGACAUCGGUUGUGACAUUUAUGACAGCACCUCAAAACAACGGACACCCUCCUACACGGACCGGAUAAUAUUCCGUAGUAGGCAAAAUGAUGACAUUAAAGUAGUCAGGUAUACUGCCUGUGCAUCUAUCAAGACCUCGGACCACCGACCAGUGAUCGGGAUGUUCCAGGUCAAGGUUCGUCCUGGCAGAGACAACAUCCCACUGGGGGCAGGGCAGUUUGACAGAAACUUGUACCUGGAGGGCAUCCGAAGAAGGAUAUCCCGGGAACUGCAGAGGCAGGAGGCCAUGAAAAACCAACACAACAGCACUGUCUGUAGUAUUUCCUGAAAAAGCUCCAGGUGCUCCUAUAUGGACCUUAGACCAAGCAAUUUAUACACAGGGGGAAGGACUCUUCUGCUGGUCAGUCUUAUGGAGUGGGACGUCUGAGCGUCUGGCCUCCAGGGUACCUGAAAGAGGCUGAAGGAGAGGCAGAAGGACGGCUUCAGAGUCUAGCGCAGAUGCACUGCUGUGAAAAUGACGUGCUCUGUGGUUACUUCAAAGUUAACAAAGAGUUUUGAUCAUUUUCAAAACUUACUUGUGGUACUCAUUAAGAAGGAACAUUGUCUUACAUAUCUAUUUACAUAUCUAUGUGCACACACAGAGUCUCUUAUAUAUAUACUUGCCUGUUUUAUACAGUUGACUUUGAUGUCACACAGACACAUAACAUUUUUCUUUAAAUUUUAAAGCAGCUUUGUAUGGCCUUAACAUCUUUUAAAAACAACUUUGAGUUUAAACAUAUGUUGUGGCAAGAUCUAUGCCAUGUCAUCACUCACAGGAUAAUUAUGGUGAGUUCAACCCAUAUCUUUUAAAAGAAAACAUAUUUGUAUUCAAAAAAUGUACUUAAUAAUUAAUAAUCCAAUAAUUCAAACAUGAAAAUAGUGCUGUGCUGUACAUGGACUUAAUCAGAGCAAAUAGCAAACAUGUUAAUGAUGGGUAAGUGCACUUUUCAAAGCCAAAAACUUUGAUGGUUAUAAAUGCAAUGAAAUCUUCUAAUAGAAUGUCAGAUUUACUCUACUGUUCUACUUCUCUACAUAGGCCUACUACUACAGCCAUUAUUUACAGGCAACGUCCAAGAAAAUGUCACAAGAUGUUUCAGAUAUUUUCUAAGGGAACUCACAAUAAAACCCAGAGAGGCCUGAGGUAUACAUACACAUAUAAAAACAUAUGUUUACAUAAUUUAUCAUGCUUCCAGGAGAUUGCAUUAAAGACUUGAUGCAGCUACAUGUUUGUUGGUGUUCUAGCCACAUGUAAGAUGAUUAGUCCUCUGCUAAAUUCAAAAGAAAUGUCAGGAGUUUGCAACAUUGAAUAAUAGUCAGACAUAAAGUGCAAUAUAUUUGUCUUUUUGUAUUUUUUUUGUAGUUUUUGAAGGUAUAGACAAGUUCCCCCAUUAAAGUUAAUAUAAAACCUUACAAGAGGCCAGCAAGAAAAAGAAAGUUUGCAUUCCACUCUUACCGAGUUUUAGUCAUCAAUGUCUAUCGGUAUCUAUUGGUGUAAGAGGUUUCAGUAUUUAAAAGCAAUCUUUGAUUCUAAGGUUUUAAAAGGCCAUCUACUUAAAUAAAUGGGUAAUCUCAAUAAACAUCCAUUUAUUAGAGCCCAUGUAAUGAUGAAGUCUUUGAGAAACAAUGCUUAGAUACUGAAUACAUAUGAGCUUCAACAUGUUACAGUACUGUAUCAAUGAUGAAGAAAUGUGUUUGGGCGAAGGCACAAUUGUGAACCUUCAAGGGAGAAAUGAAUCGCCUUAAAUCAUUCUGUAGCUCUCAGUAAUUCAUGUUUUAACGUUGAUCGUCCCUCUUUUCUUCUCUCUUAAGAGCCAACCAUAGAUCAUCAUUGAUGAUGCUCCAAGUUAUUCUAUGGUUUUCGUACUAAGUUUGUUUAUACACUGUAACAUGAUGAUCCUUAUUUAAAUAAAUGUUUUACAUGGAAAUAUU